AUGUUCGACCCCACUCGCUUUCCCUCCCUCGGGACGCGCAAGGCGCUCCUUGCAAUCGAUCUCCAGAACGACUUCCUCUCACCCGACGGGGCGCUUCCUGUGACAGAGCCGGAGGGGUUCGUCAAGAGAAUCGUCGACCUGGCGAGUGCCUUCCGACAGUCUGGCGCAGGAGACGUAAUAUGGGUACGCAGCGAGUACGAGAGGCCGAGGCCGGCGAAUGAUGAUCAGAUUGUCGUCACCGACGGCCCUCCGCUGUCCAUUCGACCUGGAGCACAGCCGCGGGGACGGAGGAGAACGUCUAGGGAACCGUCCGAACCACCAGAGAACGACCCGGAGGCUUUCUUGAGCAGACCGCCCCAGGGAGAGGGAAGAGCCUGCGUGCAGCCGGGCUCAGCAGGAGUCGAGGCAUUCGCUGAUAUUGCAGCAGCAAUAGAGCCCAAGGACUACCGCCUAACAAAGACGCACUACUCUGCCUUUCAGACAGGGCAGCUACUACAACUUCUACGCGGACGGUUCGCAACGGAGAUUUACAUCUGUGGAGCGCUCACCAACACGAGCGUGUAUGCCACGGCUUUGGCUGCUGGCAGCUAUGGAUAUGACAUUAAGAUCGUGGAUGACUGCUGCGGAUAUCGCAGCAUAAUACGGCAUGCGAAGGCCACGCGACAACUGAUCCAGCUCACGGGCUGUGAGUUACUGUACGCCGAAGACGUCAUCCAGUCUCUGCUACCCAGCAGCUCUUCGAAACCCGAAGCGAAGCUAGAACCUGCUAUCUCCAGCCCGUCCAGCCCGUCCCGAGUCGCGAGCAGCAGUCGAGGCAGGGGAGGCAAGAGCCCAAUUGCGGCUCGCACUAUCAUACCCGUACGUUCCAGACUCUCAUCUCCACGCAGCAAAGCGGGCAGCAGCGCACCCCCCACUGCUGCAGCAGAUGCGCCGCCGCCGCCGCCGCCGCCGCCCGCGGCAAGCGCGGAUGCGGGCGCAGAGCAGUUGCUGCCCGCGUCAAUGGAGAAGCUGAAGCUAAGCGGCGAGUCGUCGUCUUCUACAGGGACUGUCGUCGCGCCUGACCCCAAGUCCCAAGAUCCUCAACCGCAGGCUGCAGUCGAGCCGCUUCAGCCCGUGGUGAGCGAUGACGAUGCUCGGGCCACCCUGCAGGUGGACGACGCGCCCAAGCCCGCAAGUGCGCAUAUGCGCCAUGAUCCAGUCAUCGAGCCAGCCAACCCCCUCGAUGCCGAUUCCGACUCUGGAUCGCCCAUUGACAGUGAGUCAUUCGAGGCUCAGAUCAGAGCGAGAGUCGCUGCUAGAAGACAAUCGAGAGGUGUCGAAAGGGCCGACCAAAGGAUAAAAGACUCGCCGCCGCAAGAAUGGCGAUCGCCUGCUUCGAGCUUCAAGAGAACCCGAAUCAGUGCAGAAUUUGCCAAGGAAAAGGUCCAGGAAGCAAUUGCCAGCAAGGACACGAUCGAGACCGAGUCCAAAGAGUCCAAACCAGCGGACAAGCCCCAGCAUAGUCCACCGGAAAGCGAGAAUACAAAGCCCCCGACUGCUAAAGGUAGCUCAAGUGACGACAGCUCAGCUGAAGAGGCAGACGCAGCAACGGAAGAGUCUCAAGACAUGGACAAACCCAUCGUUUCCGAACCUAUCUGUGAAGGCGACACCACUGUCAUUCAGAACGUAUUGCCACCAAUCCUGAAGAAGAAUAUCUUCGAGCGUGUAUGUGGGGAAGUGCAAUGGCAGCGUAUGAUGCAUCAAGGCGGAGAGGUCCCGCGCCUGGUCGCUGUGCAAGGCGAGGUUGAUUCAGAAGGUAAUCAACCAGUAUAUCGCCAUCCCUCUGACGAGGCACCGGUACUGGUGCCCUUCAGUCCGACAGUGUUACAGAUUAAGGAGCAUGUUGAGAAGCAUUUAGGGCAUCCUGUCAAUCAUGUGCUCAUCCAAUUCUAUCGUGGCGGCAAUGACUAUAUCAGCGAGCACAGCGACAAGACAAUUGACGUCGUGCCAGACUCCUUCAUUGCUAAUGUCAGUCUCGGCGCUGAGAGGACCAUGGUCUUCCGCACUAAGAGGGCUGAUAGGGACCCCUCAAAGAGGAAGACCGAGUCGGUGAAAGCUGUUGACUCUGUAGCGCUUGAGCAAGGAGUAACCACUUCACCCGACUCUGCGGAUAAGACUGUCGAGGAGCCGAGGAAAGAUAGCUCAACCUCCCCACAAUCAAAGACAAGCGCUCCGGUCGAAGGCCAAAGACGACAAGUCGAGCGCGCACACCUUCCACAUAACUCCCUGUGCCGCAUGGGUUUACGUACCAACGAGAAAUGGCUACACGCCAUCCGCCAGGACAAGCGUCUGGACAGGGAGAAGACCGAGGCCGAACUCGCAUACGAAGGCGGCCGCAUCAGCCUGACCUUCCGCCGCAUCGGCACGUUCCUCAACCGCGACAGCACGCUCAUCUGGGGCCAGGGCGCCACGGGCAAGACCAAAGCUGCGGCCCACGCCGUCGUCAACGGCCAGACGCCCGAGGCCGUGCGCAUGCUGCAGGCCUUUGGGCGCGAGAACCAGAGCAGCGCGUUCGACUGGAAAGCUAGUUAUGGCGCUGGCUUCGACGUGCUGCAUCUGAGCGCCUCGCCGCGGUUUUUCGCCAGCGGAGACGACAUCGUAGACACGCGCGUCACGCUCAUGCUCGCGGCGUAUGAUAUCAAGUACGCCAAAGGCAGCGUUAGCCCGGGCUUCAGCCUCAAGGACAGCGCUGAAGUGCCCGAUGACCUCCCUGUGAAAUUUGUUGAUAACGAUGCCGGCAAGUCGACUGUGACUGGCGACGUGGCCAUCAUGCUAUAUCUAGCAUCAACAUACGGCGGCGAGAAAGAGACGAACCGGAGCGGACCGGCGCUCGCGAGGCUCUACUCGCGUUUCCAAGCCGCGCUCGGCCUGGAGGCUAAAUGGCGCGCUCUGCUGCGCAGCCAGGCCAGGGGUGCUGCGGCGAGCAAGGAUUCAGCCAAGGGCCAGCACGCAUCCACUCUGCUCAAGUCCCUCCGCCGCGAAUUGACUACCUUUGCGUCGUGGGCGGAUGAAGCGGGCGCCCACCGGGGCAGCAUUGCGGGCGAGGGCGACGAUCCAGCCACCGUCGCUGACUACGCGCUGUGGCCAGUCCUACACGACAUGGCGCGCGUGUGCAGGGACGACGGCGAGGCUCUGAGCUCUGUCCUGCGCAAGAUCGGUCUCGAUGGGCUGCAGGGUUGGUACACGAGCUUUGCAUCGCGGGAGAGUGUCAAGGCUGUCAUGGGAGACGCGCAACCUGAAAUACCAGCUGAGGAGACGCCGAAGAAGCCAAACCCUACAAAACCAGUGGAGGAGCAGAAGAAGGAGAAGGAAGAAGAAAUACCUACAAAGGACAAAGGAAAGGGGAAGAUAGAGAGCGAAGAAGAAGAAGAUGAAGCUGAAAGUGAAGAGACGGAGAAGUCAGACGCAGAUAACUCAACCAAGGAUAAGGAAGGGGCCAAGGAAAAGAUAGAAGGUAAAGGGAAGGGCAAGGAUCCGGCGACGACAUGA
This is a messenger RNA of Phaeoacremonium minimum UCRPA7, 3528 nucleotides long. Its product is annotated as putative isochorismatase family protein family protein. Gene Ontology annotation, molecular function: dioxygenase activity. NCBI's taxonomy places the organism in Eukaryota, Fungi, Ascomycota, Sordariomycetes, Togniniales, Togniniaceae. The record is from RefSeq and is a predicted model, not a curated record. The transcript has a single exon. Gene Ontology annotation, cellular component: nucleus. Bases 1 to 3528 code for a protein of 1175 amino acids. Gene Ontology annotation, biological process: DNA alkylation repair; DNA repair.